Molecule: messenger RNA, 5636 nt
Organism: Chelmon rostratus (copperband butterflyfish)
Lineage: Eukaryota; Metazoa; Chordata; Actinopteri; Chaetodontiformes; Chaetodontidae
Gene: unc13a
Product: unc-13 homolog A (C. elegans)
Exons: 44
Coding region: 1-5262 (1753 amino acids)
Biological process (GO): synaptic vesicle priming; synaptic transmission, glutamatergic; synaptic vesicle maturation
Cellular component (GO): neuromuscular junction; presynaptic membrane; terminal bouton
Molecular function (GO): calmodulin binding; calcium ion binding; syntaxin-1 binding
Source: RefSeq, a predicted model, not a curated record
AUGUCAUUGCUGUGUGUUGGAGUGAAGAAAGCCAAGCUUGAUGGACCCCAAGAGAAAUUUAACACAUACGUGACCCUGAAGGUGCAGAAUGUUAAGAGCACAACCAUCGCUGUGCGCGGCAGUCAGCCGUGCUGGGAGCAGGAUUUCAUGUUCGAAAUAAACCGCCUGGAUCUGGGCCUGACAGUGGAGGUGUGGAAUAAAGGGCUGAUCUGGGACACCAUGGUGGGCACCUUAUGGAUCCCCCUGCGCAGCAUACGGCAGUCCAACGAGGAGGGUCCGGGCCAGUGGCUGACCCUGGAUUCCAAUGCGAUCAUGGCUGAGAAUGAGAUCUGUGGAACCAAAGACCCAACCUUUCACCGGCUGCUGCUCGACACUCGCUUUGAACUGCCACUAGACAUUCCAGAGGAAGAGGCUCGAUACUGGGCCAAAAAACUUGAACAACUAAAUGCCAUGAGAGAUCAAGACUAUGCCUAUCAAGAAGAACAGGAGCGACCACUUCAUGCACCAUCCACACAGUGCUGUAAUUGGAGUCUGUGGGGAGAUCAGCAAAACGAGGAUCCGGACAGCGCCGUGGACGACAGGGACAGUGACUACCGCAGUGAGACCAGUAACAGCAUCCCGCCUCCCUACUACACCACCUCCCAGCCCAACGCUUCCAUGCACCAGUAUCCCAUGAGGCACCAGCACUACAGACACUCCUACAACGACGAAAUGCAUGAGCUGGACUACGACCACAGAGGCAUGAGUCCCACAGACAGUCGUUACGCCUCGUCAGGCGAGUUGAGUCGAGGCAGCUCUCAGCUCAGUGAGGAGUUUGUUGCAGAGGACGGCGAGAGCUUGCGAGGUUCUGAGUUCUACGAUGAGAACGACUCCUACCACUCCUGCCACUCCUCCGUCAGCUACGGCAAAGAGGAUUCCCCCGGCUGGGAUGGAGAAGAGGGGGCGCUGUAUGCUGAAGAGGAGGGUGACAUGUAUGGGGAGGAAGGAGAGUACAACUAUGAAGAUGAGGAGGAGAUGCCUUAUGAGGAAGAUGAAGAUAUGUAUCCACUUGAUGGGACGCUCAGUGAAGACCAGGAGCUGCCCUACACCCCGACACCCACAAGCACUGCCCCCACCCUGAUGCCCCCCUCUGAUGGUCUCUCCUCCACCAGGCCGCCACUGGAGAAGCAGGCGUCGUUGCAUCAGCAGCGGCCAGCCCAUGAUCAGCUCCAGCCCCCCAGCGCAGUUCCUGGUCUACCUCCAGCCACACAGGACGACCAGUUGCCCCCUUUCACUUCAGAAUCCACCAAGCCUCCAUUUGCACCCACCCAGCCAGCUCUGUCUACCACCACUACAUCCACCCCUGCAACUACAUCACAGGUUCCUGCACCAGAGACCGAGCCCCUGGAGCUUGAGCCCAAGUCGGAGGUGCUGCUGGAGGAACCUCAACCCCCCGAGCAGCCUCCAGCGGCAGAGAGCGUCCCUCCUGUUCCUGAAGAGAAAACAGAGGAGCCACCUGCUCCAAGCUUCCCAAAGAGGGAAAUCAUGGAACCUGGUCCUGCCAGAGCCAAAGCCAACUGGCUUCGACUUUUCAGCAGAGUGCGACUGCAGCUGCAAGAGGCCCGAGGAGAAACUGAAAUAGUAGCUGGUUUGUGUUUUGUCUCCAGGAUGGGUGGUGCUCUUUAUAGCAUUGACAGCAUGCCAGACCUCAGGAAGAGGAAAGCUAUGCCUCUGGUCAGAGAUCUGGCUAUGUCCUUGGUUCAGAACUCCAGGAAGGCAGGCAUCACCUCGGCCCUGACGUCCAGCACCCUGCACAACGAAGAACUGAAGAGCCAUGUCUACAAGAAGACCCUCCAGGCCCUCAUAUAUCCCAUCUCCUGCACCACGCCACACAAUUUUGAGGUGUGGACAGCCACCACUCCCACUUACUGCUACGAGUGCGAGGGGCUGCUGUGGGGUAUUGCUCGCCAGGGCAUGCGCUGUACCGAGUGUGGAGUCAAAUGCCACGAGAAGUGCCAAGAUCUCCUCAACGCUGACUGUCUGCAAAGAGCAGCAGAGAAGAGCUCCAAACACGGCGCGGAGGACCGAACCCAGAACAUCAUCAUGGUUCUGAAAGACCGCAUGAAGAUCCGCGAGAGGAACAAGCCUGAGAUCUUCGAGCUCAUUCAGGAGGUGUUCGCCAUCGUGAAGGCCACCCACGUCACCCACAUGAAGCAGAUCAAGCAGAGCGUGCUCGACGGCACCUCUAAGUGGUCGGCCAAGAUCAGCAUCACAGUGUUGUGUGCCCAGGGUCUACAAGCCAAGGAUAAAACCGGUUCCAGUGAUCCUUACGUCACCGUCCAGGUGGGAAAAACCAAAAAGAGGACCAAGACCAUCUACGGCAACCUCAACCCUGUCUGGGAGGAGACGUUUAAUUUUGAAUGUCACAACUCCUCGGACCGCAUCAAGGUGCGAGUGUGGGACGAGGACGACGACAUCAAGUCUCGCGUGAAGCAGAAGUUCAAGCGGGAGUCGGACGACUUCCUCGGUCAAACUAUCAUCGAGGUCCGCACCCUGAGCGGAGAGAUGGACGUCUGGUACAAUCUCGACAAGCGUACAGACAAAUCAGCUGUAUCUGGAGCUAUCCGCAUGCACAUUAAUGUGGAGAUCAAAGGAGAGGAGACGGUCGCCCCCUAUCAUGUUCAGUACACCUGUUUGCACGAAAACCUCUUCCACUAUGUCACAGAUAUCCAGAACAACGGCGUGGUGAAGAUCCCCGACGCCAAAGGGGAUGAUGCAUGGAAGGUCUACUUUGAGGAGACUCCCCAGGAGAUUGUAGACGAAUUCGCUAUGCGUUAUGGAGUGGAGUCCAUCUACCAGGCCAUGACUCACUUUGCCUGCCUGUCAUCCAAGUACAUGUGCCCAGGCGUGCCUGCAGUGAUGAGCACCCUGCUGGCGAACAUCAAUGCCUACUACGCUCACACCACGCAGGCAACCAACAACGUCUCUGCUUCUGACCGCUUUGCUGCCUCUAACUUUGGGAAAGAGCGAUUUGUCAAGCUCCUGGAUCAGCUUCACAACUCUCUGAGGAUUGACCUGUCCAUGUACAGAAACAACUUCCCUGCCAGCAGUCCCGAGAGGCUGCAGGACCUCAAGUCCACUGUGGACCUCCUCACCAGUAUCACCUUCUUCAGAAUGAAGGUCCAAGAGCUUCAGUCUCCACCCAGAGCCAGUCAGGUGGUGAAGGACUGCGUCAAAGCCUGCCUCAACUCCACCUACGAGUACAUCUUUAAUAACUGUCACGAGCUGUACAGCCGCGAGUACCAGACAGACCCGGCUAAACAGGGUGCCGUGCCUCCGGAGGAGCAGGGUCCCAGCAUCAAGAAUCUGGAUUUUUGGUCAAAGCUCAUCACACUUAUCGUCUCCAUUAUCGAGGAGGACAAGAACUCCUACACUCCCUGCCUCAACCAAUUUCCCCAGGAACUCAACGUGGGUAAAAUCAGUGCUGAAGUGAUGUGGAACCUAUUCGCUCAGGAUAUGAAGUAUGCAAUGGAGGAACAUGAAAAAAAUCGCUUGUGCAAGAGUGCAGAUUACAUGAACCUGCACUUCAAGGUCAAGUGGCUGUACAACGAGUACUGCAAAGACCUGCCCUUCUUCAAGAGCAGAGUGCCUGAAUAUCCUGCGUGGUUUGAGCCGUUUGUCAUUCAGUGGCUGGACGAAAACGAGGAAGUGUCUCGGGACUUUCUGCACGGUGCUUUGGAGAGAGACAAAAAAGAUGGGUUCCAGGUCACAUCAGAACAUGCUCUGUUCUCCUGUUCGGUGGUGGACGUGUUUUCCCAGCUCAACCAGAGCUUCGAGAUCAUCAGGAAGCUCGAGUGUCCAGAUCCGCAGAUCGUAGGACACUACAUGAAGCGAUUCGCCAAGACCAUCAGCAAUGUGCUCCUGUCCUACGCUGAUAUCAUCUCCAAGUUGUUUGCCAACUAUGUCAGCAUGGAGAAAGUGCCCUGCAUCCUGAUCAACAACAUCCAACAGCUCAGAGUUCAGCUGGAGAAGAUGUUUGAAGCCAUGGGUGGAAAAGAUCUGUGUGUGGAGGCCAGCGACAUCCUGAAAGACCUGCAGGUUAAGCUCAACAAUGUCAUGGAUGAUCUCAGCAGGGUCUUUUCUGUCAGCUUCCAGCCUCACAUAGAGGAGAACGUGAAGCAGAUGGGAGACAUCUUGGCUCAGGUGAAGGGGACCUCAAAUGUGGGGAAUGCCAGCAGCGUGGCCCAGGAUGCUGACAACGUCCUGCAGCCCAUCAUGGAGUUCCUGGACAGCAACCUGACUCUGUUUGCUAAGAUCUGUGAGAAGACUGUGCUGAAACGUGUGCUAAAGGAGCUGUGGAAGCUGGUGAUGAACACCAUGGAGAAGACCAUCGUUCUACCGCCACUCACAGACCAAACGAUGAUUGGGAGGCUGAAGAGUGCUUCUCACAGUGAUGGCACUCAGCUCAUCUUUAAUGCUGCCAAGGAGCUGGGACAGCUGUCCAAGCUGAAGGAGCACAUGGUUCGUGAGGAGGCCAAAGCGCUCACACCUAAGCAGUGUGCUGUGAUCGAGCUCGCCCUGGACACCAUCAAGCAAUAUUUCCACGCUGGUGGUGUGGGCCUGAAGAAGACGUUCCUGGAGAAGAGUCCUGACCUCCAGUCUCUGCACUACGCCCUGUCCCUGUACACGCAGGCUACAGACAAACUCAUUAAGACCUUUGUCCAGUCUCAGAACGCACAAGGCUCCGGGGUGGACGACGCCGUGGGAGAGGUGUCCAUCCACGUGGAGAUUUUCACUCACCCCAACACCGGCGAGCACAAGGUCACAGUGAAAGUGGUGGCGGCCAACGACCUGAGGUGGCAGACGCAGGGAAUAUUCCGGCCAUUUGUGGAGGUCUACAUCAUCGGCCCCCACCUCAGCGACAAGAAGAGGAAGUACGCCACCAAGUCGAAGAACAACAGCUGGGCUCCCAAAUACAAUGAAACCUUCACCUUCACCCUGAGCAGCGAGGUGGGCCCCGAGUGCUACGAGCUGCAGGUGUGCGUGAAGGACUACUGCUUCGCGCGAGAGGACCGCACCGUGGGCAUGGCCGUCCUGCAGCUGAAGGACGUGGCCUCCAAAGGCAGCGUCGCCUGCUGGCUGCCGCUGGGCAAACGCAUCCACAUGGACGAGACGGGCCUCACCGUCCUGCGCAUCCUCUCCCAGCGCAACAACGACGACGUGGCCAAGGAGUUCGUCAAGCUCAAGUCCGACCAGCGCUCUGCGGAGGAGGGCCGCAGCUAAAGACACACGACAGAAUUCAACGACGUCGACGUCGCCACCUACUGCCCCGGAGCUCUCCCUGAGCCACUGCUAGCCACUGCCCUGAUGAUCCAGAGUUGUAAAAGCACAGAUAAGACAACAGUCACACAUCCAGUGCUGUAAAUACAUUCAUUUCAGUGAAAAUGACACAGUGCUAAACACAUCACUAAUUUUCUUCAAAAAGCACCGGUGUCUUUAUUGUUGCAGAUAUUAUCAGCCAUCCUUUUGAUGAGCAGUACAUAGAGUUUAAUCAUAGAGCAUAUAUCUAUUCUCCUCUACCUGUCAAGGUGAGUCAUGUCAUACACACACACACCUCAUUUGACUGGUUCGGGUGAGAAAUAUCUUGUAGCCUUCAA